AUGUCUUCUCUCCAGUGCAACGGUUGUGGCUCAUCGAGCACAGCUCUGAAAUUUGUCUCCUGCCUGCACACGCUGUGCGUACCCUGUGUGCAGAACAGUAUUUCAUUUGACGGUUCAAUCAAAUGUCCAAAAUGUUUGUCCAUCACUCUGCUGCGUGUGGGCGUAGAGCCAUUGCGAUCGCUCCCAAGUGUUGUGGACAGUGGAGAUUCUGUGGCGGGAGACGAGACCCUUGGGAAACCCAUGUGUGAAGAGUGUGGAGAUGAUACCAUCGCCACCAGCGGGUGUGAGCACUGCCAGGUGAAAAUGUGCGCUGCACACGCAACUAGUCAUCCACUAUUCAAAUCCACCAAGGGUCACAUCGUCAAGCCAUUAUCCCAAAUGGAGCAUGCCUCGUCUUCUGCAGGAUCGACCAGCAGAUCUGCUGCUACACAGCACAGGUGUGUACUGCAUACAAGUGAGUUCGUUGAUGGAUUCUGCGUCCAGUGUAACCAGUUGCUGUGUCCAAAGUGCAAACAGGCACAUUCACACAAGAAAGAUCAUCAAGUCUUGGAUAUUGCCAGUGCUGGUCAAAAGACACGGGAUGUGCUAGCAGAUAAGCUUGGCAGCAGUACGUCAACAGGUGAUGGAAUCAUAACCGAAGCAUUGAGCAAUGUUCAAACAAACAUUCAGAAACUCAAUGACCAAACCGAGUUGGCCUCAGCAAAAGUCACUGAGUUCUCCAAACUGUUAACAGAGGCAGUUGUGAAGCGUGAGAAUGAACUCCUUGCAGAGCUGGACAACAUGCGAUCUAAGAAGAUGCUGGCAUUGGAGGAACAACAAAACCGACUUCGGGAGUGUGUAUCGCAGGAGAAGAGUGCAGCGAAUAUUGUGAAGUCAUUCACGGACGAUGUGGACCUGCUCCGUAUAUGGACAUGGGUCGACGAGUCAUUGAACAAAGCGAUGCGAACAGCUGAAGAAGAUAAAGUUCCAUACGUGUCCAGUGGGCUUGUGUUUGCCAGCACUGACAUCACACAACUACUGAAUGACAUUGGCAAGUCUGGUACUGUACUAGAUAUAGCCGAUCAUGCUGUACUGGAUUGUCCAGACAAAGCCACGACUCGUGAUAAUGUCAUACUCAGUGUUGGGAUUACGUCAUCACACACUGUAGAUGCUGCCACUGCCAGUGCUACCAAUACUCCAGCAUGCAGUGUUAGUCAGGAUCAACUCGACAACAUCGGACUGGAGAUUUCCGUAUGCAGUCUUGGUAAUGACGAAUUUUCCGCUGUGCGCAAUCGCUGUGAAUCAUUACCUGGACGUUUAGAGAUUGGACAUGAUCGAUUGGCAGCUGGUCGCUACUGUGUAUCAGCUAUUAUUGGAUACAGGCAUUUGCAAGACAGUCCACAGCAACUCAAGAUAAUAUCUACUCCCAGUCAGCCACUGUUUGAUAACAGUCGAUGUGGUAGUGGGUUGAAGAUCACCAAUGAUGGACGCACACUGAGUAAGACCGGUAGUGGUCAUAGAUCAGCAUGUACCACACCUAUGGUCACUGAUACUGGUAGCAGUACACUGAAGGUGAGGAUUGACAAGACCCAGCAUGGUAACAUCUUCCUCUCUGCCUGUUCAUCCAGUAAUCCAAACCUGAAACAUCACCAACAGGACAAGACACAAUGUUUUGGUUGGCAUGGCGCUGGUGCUAGUGAGUACCACACUGGCACAGCCCUUGGUCAACCGUGGCAAACUGGUGACAUCAUUCAACUCACAGUUGAUCAUGAUCGUCACACUCUCACUGGUAGACACGAGAGAACGGGCGCUGUGGAAACCAUCCCGAACGUCACAGGUAACCUGUACUGGAUUGUUGCACUCGCUAAUUGGAGUGACCAAGUAUCGAUCGAGUGA
Molecule: messenger RNA, 1875 nt
Organism: Sycon ciliatum
Lineage: Eukaryota; Metazoa; Porifera; Calcarea; Leucosolenida; Sycettidae
Product: E3 ubiquitin-protein ligase TRIM71-like
Exons: 1
Coding region: 1-1875 (624 amino acids)
Molecular function (GO): zinc ion binding
Source: RefSeq, a predicted model, not a curated record